AUGCACAAACCCAUGGAGAAAUCCCAAAACUUCAGCAUCGAGGCGCUCCUGGCUGAAGAGCCGCCGAGGAGCGCAUCUCCGCCGGGGCUCAGCCCCGCGGGGAGCCCCGGCCCCCCCGGGCGCACCGACACCCCCUCGCCGAGGGCUCCCCAGGUCUCUGCGCCCCUCGGCCCGGCCGGCUUCGUCCCCAAGCCCGGCUUGCUGCAUCUCCCCGGCCCCGGGCUCGGCGCCCUGCCGGCCCUCUACCCCCCCGCCGUGUACCCGCUCCCGGCCCUGGGGGGCCAGCACCCCGCUUUCGCCUACACCGGCUUCCCCCACCUGCCGCCGCCCGGCGCGGAGCACCUGAAGGCGGCCGUGGCCGGCUCCUUGCCGCUGGAGCACUGGAUCCGAGCCGGGAUGCUGGUGCCGAGGCUCUCCGACUUCCACGCCACCCCGCAGGCCGGCUUGAUGGGGAAGUGCCGCCGGCCCCGCACGGCCUUCACCAGCCAGCAGCUCCUGGAGCUGGAGAACCAGUUCAAGCUCAACAAGUACCUGUCCAGGCCCAAGCGCUUCGAGGUGGCCACGUCGCUGAUGCUCACUGAAACGCAGGUGAAGAUCUGGUUCCAGAACCGCCGGAUGAAGUGGAAGCGGAGCCGCAAAGCCAAGGAGCAGGGGGCCACGGUGGAGGCUGAGAAGCUGCGGGGGCUCGGCAAAGCCUGCGAGAAGCUGCUGCCCAGCGAGCCCCAGGGACAGGUGGGCGAGGGCCCCGAGUUUGUGGGGCGCAGCCCCGGCUCGGGCUUCCUGCACCGCAGCACCGCCGAGCUGGGCUACGGCCCCGACUCCUCCUGCUCGGGGGGCGAGGAGGAUGAGGAAGAGGAGGAGGACGAGCUGGGCACCACGGAGAGGAAGACGGGCUCCGUCUUGUGA
This is a messenger RNA of Cygnus atratus (black swan), 906 nucleotides long. RefSeq names its product motor neuron and pancreas homeobox protein 1-like. The record is from RefSeq and is a predicted model, not a curated record. Gene Ontology annotation, biological process: spinal cord motor neuron cell fate specification; neuron projection morphogenesis; endocrine pancreas development. Gene Ontology annotation, molecular function: DNA-binding transcription factor activity, RNA polymerase II-specific; sequence-specific double-stranded DNA binding. Gene Ontology annotation, cellular component: nucleus. The transcript has 3 exons. The coding region runs from base 1 to 906 and encodes 301 amino acids. Lineage: Eukaryota; Metazoa; Chordata; Aves; Anseriformes; Anatidae.